UGUUGCCUGUUCGAUUACCAGCGCCUACCCGCUUUCAUUUCCGGCGCAGCAUAACGAAUGUGUUUCGUUGUUGUGCUCGAGUCCCGGUGGAUUUAAACAAGAACCAGCCGAGAUGUCUACCGCCCUUGAAAGCUACAUCAACCGGACCGUUGCCAUUGUCACUUCAGAUGGGAGAAUGAUUGUGGGAACAUUAAAGGGCUUUGAUCAGACAAUCAAUCUGAUCUUGGAUGAGAGCCACGAGCGAGUGUUCAGCUCUUCUCAAGGAGUGGAACAGGUUGUGCUGGGACUCUAUAUCGUCAGAGGCGAUAAUGUGGCUGUCAUUGGUGAAAUCGAUGAAGAGACAGAUUCUGCACUGGACCUUGGAAACAUCAGAGCUGAACCGCUCAAUUCUGUGGUGCACUGACCCACAAAAAACGACGGACAGAUUCAUUUUCUUAUUCCGAAAACUCCAUUUAAAGACAUACCCUAGGAAAUCUGCAGGCUUGGAAAAGCAGCAAUAUAAUUUGCCUUUUUAAUAUGGAAGAAAAUAGACUUAAUGGAUAUUCUUUUUUUACUUAUAUUGAAAUAAAAAAACACUGAAGAAA
Misgurnus anguillicaudatus (oriental weatherfish) is the source of this 584-nucleotide messenger RNA. It is a transcript of the gene lsm8, whose product is annotated as LSM8 homolog, U6 small nuclear RNA associated. Lineage: Eukaryota; Metazoa; Chordata; Actinopteri; Cypriniformes; Cobitidae. The record is from RefSeq and is a predicted model, not a curated record. Gene Ontology annotation, cellular component: U6 snRNP; U4/U6 x U5 tri-snRNP complex; precatalytic spliceosome. Gene Ontology annotation, biological process: mRNA splicing, via spliceosome. Gene Ontology annotation, molecular function: mRNA binding.